Sclerotinia borealis F-4128 is the source of this 1740-nucleotide messenger RNA. Lineage: Eukaryota; Fungi; Ascomycota; Leotiomycetes; Helotiales; Sclerotiniaceae. The record is from the annotation of a GenBank genome assembly.
AUGACCCAUACAACAAAAGAAAACGUCGAGAUCUUAGUUCAUACAUCAGCACCAAGUCGAGGCCAAGAUGAUGCACGAUACCGAGCAUUCGUAAGAGCCUAUUUAGAUUUUAAGCCUGCGACACAUACACAAUUACAAGACGAUCCUGAAGCCAAGACAGUGAUUGGAGAAGGAUUCAAGGAUAGAAUAUUCAAGGAUGGGACUCAAGAGGAACUGCAGCAUUCGACAGAGGAAUACGACGAAAAUGCAUCAUAUUGCCCACCUACCCAAGAUCCAGAGACGAAUCCGGGGGCGCAUCAGAAUGAAAUCACUGAUGAGGAAUUAUCCGACUUGAUGUAUUCACCUCAGCUCUCCUUUCGAAGUGUUCUCGAUAAUCGAAAUUCUCCUAUGUUUCGAACUCGGAGUAGAACUAUAGGGGGUUUGGGAAUACUGUCUGGAGAGGAAAUGUCGCGACAGAGUCAAUUUAUGGAUUCACCUGCUAGGAGACAAUCGUCUAGUAUAAUCGAAGAUUCAUUGUCAGCUAGCAGACAACCGUUCAGUGUAAUCGAAGACUCCAUGCCUGAUAAUAAUAGGAUCCUUCCUCAAUAUUCAUCUCCAACACGGAUUUUGGAGGCAUUGCUGCAGCAGGGGGAAAGCACACAGGAUUCUCCUGAAAAGGGUAGGAAAUCGCCGUUCACGGAUGAGAGUAGCUUGAACCUUGAGGUACCCCAAGCCAUACCAUUUUCUAGUUCCCAGAAUGAGGAGGCUCAUAACAACUCGGAUAUUGUGUCUUCGCUAUCACCCAGGCGUUCUCAGGCGGACUCUCCUCCUCGCCGACUUCACACGACUCGGUAUCGGCAUAUUACCUCAUCUCCAAUAUCGACUUCCAAUACAGAUGCCCCAAACGCGAUGAUUUCUGAUGGUUCCAAUAACAUACCGGCCUCUGGACGGGCCGCGAAUAUUUCCAAUCGACGUACAAGUCAAACUGUGGAAACUGGAGAUUUUAUGGAACCUUCGAAUAGAGAUAUGACCUCAGAUAAAGUUUUAAGAAGUGGACCGAUAUCUAGUUUACCAGAAAUACCGGAAACAUCUUGUUCGUUACCUCAAAAUGCGAACAGCAAGCGUCGACGAGUCGAUUUUCCAUCAUCGAUAGACGAGAGUCCCAGGAGCCCUAAGAGGGUAAAGUUGGUGAUAUCUGAUACUACAGCUGAGACAUUUUCGGCGUCUUUUCCGGCAACUCAAUUGCCUCCUACGUCUACAGCUCUUGAGGCUCCCGUUAUACCAAGCUCGAUGCCUCCAAUGUCAAGUUUACCCUCUCCUGAUUCUUUGGCGACAUGCACGAUUCCAUCGGUGAUGCCCCCAACUUCGUCUUGCGACUUUACACCAGCUAGUCUUAUUACACAUUCACUGGGGAGAAUCACUUCAAACCAAAGUUUACAGAAAAGAUUCAAGCCUACUUUACAGACCCGAUCCUGUCGCCCUUUUGAGCGGGGGUAUUGGCUUAUUAAUACACAAGAAUUGAAGGAGCAGGUCAGACAAAAUCUUUGGUCUUACCUUUUUAGACAUAUCUCAGGGGGUCAUACAGGAUGGGGUGUAUCGGCUGAACGUACCGAGGAUUGGAAGAGCGUCAGGGUUAAUUGUUGGGGUGGGGUGGUUAAAGAGAUAUACCUCUUACUAUUUUUGGCUAGUGAAGGAAAGAUGAAAGGCUCAAAUGCAUGUUGGAAAGAUGGCGAUGGAGAAACCGUGAUCUCUUGGACUUAG